This is a messenger RNA of Ananas comosus (pineapple), 1851 nucleotides long. Its product is annotated as metal tolerance protein 5. Gene Ontology annotation, cellular component: membrane. Gene Ontology annotation, biological process: transmembrane transport; monoatomic cation transport. Lineage: Eukaryota; Viridiplantae; Streptophyta; Magnoliopsida; Poales; Bromeliaceae. The record is from RefSeq and is a predicted model, not a curated record. The transcript is spliced from 7 exons. The coding region runs from base 446 to 1579 and encodes 377 amino acids. Gene Ontology annotation, molecular function: manganese:proton antiporter activity.
UCUAGUAUUUUAGCUUUGCUUUUUGUUUGUGAGGAAUCAAAUUUUUUUGAUGUUUGAUUCCAGUGGUUCAUAGCUAUGUAUUUUUAAGGGUUCUACUUGGUAGGAAUUCAUGUACUAGAAUGGAUUGUUUUGUUAGGAUAUUAAGGAAACUUGAUUUGAAGUAAGACACAACACUGAGCCCCACUUAUCAAAUCACUCAUAUCUACUUAAUAGUGUCACCUGUGACUGAUACUACUGCACUGAAAUUUCUCUACCUGGUGAGUUUGCUGCAGUGGUGCAGUACCUUCAAUUAACUUAGUGUUUUUCCAUUUUUGAAUCUGCUGAGCAAUUACGGCUUUCAACCCUGUCUUCCUGUUGAUCUGCAUGUGUUUUCCUGCAAUUAGUUGCAAAAAGAGAAGAAACGAAAAUUCAUUUGCCUAGUCAAGAGACUGGCAAAAUUUGGAAAAUGAAUAGAGUAUUAGCAGACAAAUUUGGAGUAUUCUUUAGUUCGCAAGAAAGGCUGUCAUCUAUAUGCACACAGAAAACCAAACCAAAUCAGUCCGUUUUCUUGAGUCAUGGUCCUGGAGAUGUUGUGGCCGAGUAUUAUCAGCAGCAGGUGGAAAUGCUGGAGGGUUUUAACGAAAUGGAUGCCUUGACAGAUCGGGGAUUUCUGCCUGGAAUGUCAAAGGAAGAGCGUGAAAAAGUUGCUAAAAGUGAGACUCUGGCCAUUCGAUUAUCAAAUGUUGCAAACAUGGUUCUAUUUGCUGCAAAAGUCUAUGCUUCAAUAAGGAGUGGUUCGUUAGCUAUUAUUGCAUCCACAUUAGAUUCUCUACUUGAUCUGUUAUCUGGGUUUAUCCUGUGGUUUACUGCAUUCUCUAUGCAAACUCCAAAUCCCUACCACUACCCUAUUGGGAAAAAACGCAUGCAGCCGCUGGGGAUUCUAGUUUUUGCCUCUGUUAUGGCAACACUUGGUCUCCAAAUAAUCUUAGAGUCAGUGCGCUCUCUAAUAUCUGAUGAAAAUCAGUUCAGCUUGACGAAUGAACAGGAGAAGUGGGUGGUAGACAUCAUGCUAUCUGUGACAUUGGUGAAGCUCGCGCUUGUCAUAUACUGUCGCUCAUUCACAAAUGAAAUUGUUAAGGCUUAUGCACAGGACCAUUUCUUCGAUGUGAUCACCAAUGUCAUCGGCCUUGUUGCUGCACUUCUCGCCAAUUAUGUUAUAUAUUGGAUCGACCCAGUUGGAGCUAUCAUUCUGGCGUUGUACACGAUCCGCACAUGGUCGGCGACUGUGCUCGAAAAUGUGAACUCCUUGGUGGGCCGGUCUGCUGCGCCGGAGUUCCUGCAGAAGCUAACUUACCUCUGCUGGAACCACCAUAAGGCCAUCAGGCACAUCGACACGGUGCGCGCCUACACCUUCGGUUCGCACUUCUUUGUGGAAGUGGACAUUGUCUUGCCCUCCGAAAUGCCCCUUCGCGAGGCCCAUGACAUCGGGGAGUCACUGCAGGAGAAGCUGGAGCUGCUGCCCGAAAUCGAGCGCGCGUUCGUCCACCUCGACUACGAGUUCACUCACAGGCCCGAGCACGCCCAGGCCCACGAUUCGUAGGCCCGAUCGGCUCACGAAAGCGAUUUAGUUCGCCGGUAGUUUUAAUUUUGGUCUUAUAGUGAUCUUGUUGCGAUUUACGAUGAAAUUGUAUAUUUAAGCAUGUUCUGUAUGUCUAUGAUCAGAAUUUUCACUUUCAGCUAGUGUUUCUUUACUGGUGCUGGUCUACCUUGGCCUCAUCAGUGACAACAAUUAGUUACGUUGGUUGUACCUGGUCUACCGUGUUAGCAGCGAACAACACUGAAGUAAAUUAUCGCCUGAACCUGGUUCACCAA